AAUGAACACAAAAAGCUCAUAUGAGCCGUGCUAUUAUUGCUGCAAGUUCUAUGUGGUGAUAUUAAAUAGUUGAUAUUUCCUCCAAAAUAUCACCAGUUUCCUCCAAAAUUGGGAACUUCAGUGCAUUCGCUUCAUAUACUUGAGAAAGCUAUUCAAAGAGCUGCAUAAAUUUACUUGUUCAAAGAGUGAUCUAUUUAUGUUUCAUCAUAGCAUUCAGAAAAGUUAAAGAGAUGUCUGGAUUUUCAACAGAUCAGGUGUUCAAGUCUCGUGAAGAGUUGAUGGAAUGGGUUAGAAACACCGGACGUAGUCUUGGUUACGCUAUUGUGACUAAAAGAUCGAAAGCUAAAAAUGGCUACGUGUCUAAAGUUGUACUUAUGUGUGAUCGUGGUGGUGUGUAUAAAUCAGAUAAAGAUUCAAGUAGAGAGACCGGCACUAGAAAGAUAAAUUGCCCGUUUGAAAUGGUAGCGAAAUUUUCAAAAAAGAAUGGUUCUUGGACGUUAAAAGUAAAACCUGGUGAGCAUAAUCAUCCACCCGGAGAAUAUAUGGAGGGACACCCAAUCCUCAAACGAUUGACACCUAAUGAACACCAAUUGGUGGCAGAGUUGACGGGGAAGGGUGUGUUCCCAAAAGAUAUUUUAGGUGUUAUCAAGGAGCGUGAUGAAAAUAAUGUCUCUACAAUUAAAAACAUAUAUAACGCACGUGAUAAAAUUCGAGCAACGGAUCAUAAAGGGAAAUCUUUGAUGGAGGUGCUAAUGUCUCAUUUAAAUGAUAAAGGGUAUACUUUUGAAAUUUCUACCAAUAGAGUUUCAAACAUGUUGGAAGACUUAUUCUUUGUUCCUAAAAUCUCAUACAAGUACUUCCUUGAUUUUCCACAUGUGUUGCUUAUGGAUGUCACAUACAAUACGAACAAGUAUAAAUUGCCUUUUCUUGAAAUUGUUGGUGUAACUUCUACCAACAAGACAAUCUCCAUAGCUUUUGCAGUUAUGCGUAAAGAAACAGAGGAGAAAUAUCUUUGGGCAUUAAACUGUUUAAAAUCAACUCUAGAUGAGAGGAGCAUGCAACAACCACGUGUUAUAGUUACGGACAGGGAGUUAGCUCUGAUGAAUGCAUGCGAGAAAGUUUUUCCGAAUGCUACCCGAUUACUUUGUAGGUGGCACGUUUCUCAAAGUAUAUUUAGAAACUGCAAAUCAUUUUUCACCACGGAUCAUGAUUGGAAAAUCUUCAAUAUAAUGUGGAAUGCACUCGUUGAAUCUCAAACGUGGACAUCAUUCCUCCAAAAUUACAAGCAACUUCAGUCAAUGUUAAUCCAUCAUCAAGAUGUUUUGGAUUACUUGAAUAGUACUUGGUUAAACAAGUAUAAAGAAAUGUUUGUGUCCGUAUGGACUAACGAAUGCUUACAUUUCGGAAAUCAGAAAACUAACAGAGCUGAAAGCCAACAUGCCAAGCUCAAAAAAUUCUUGAAUUCAGCAAAUUGUACCUUAGAUAAGAUUGUUCGUCACAUUGAUGAAGUAGUGAACCUGCAAGGCAUAGUUCAUUUACGAACUAUCAAGAGCAGGAUUACACUCAAGAGCCUUGGAGACAUAGUUCAUUCGGGUAUCUAG
Helianthus annuus (common sunflower) is the source of this 1601-nucleotide messenger RNA. RefSeq names its product PKS-NRPS hybrid synthetase CHGG_01239-like. Gene Ontology annotation, molecular function: DNA-binding transcription factor activity, RNA polymerase II-specific. The transcript has 3 exons. Bases 231 to 1601 code for a protein of 456 amino acids. Lineage: Eukaryota; Viridiplantae; Streptophyta; Magnoliopsida; Asterales; Asteraceae. The record is from RefSeq and is a predicted model, not a curated record.